AGUUUGUUUUCACAAGUCGGCGAAAUCAGUGCGACAAAUCACCCCUUAUAUAUAGCUUAACUAUACUAUAUAAAUCGGUUCUAUAAAAGACAAACAUGUUUACAGUGCGCCGUCUCAGUCAGCGUUUGUAUCCGAAGCAAAUUCGACACUUGAAAAUGUCACAGGUCGGUGAACUUGGAAGUGGGGCAGGGAAGGGAGGUGGUGGUGGUGGAUCCAUCCGCGAGGCUGGAGGUUCUUUUGGCAAAAUGGAGGCUGCCCGCGAGGAGGAGUUCUUCUACAAGCAGCAAAAGGAGCAGCUGAAGAAUCUGAAGACCAAGACGGAACCCAAGGCUCCUGAGGCACCCAAGAAGUGAAUAACAUAAUGAGUUUUAAAAUAUUAUAAUAUUUAUGAUAUAAAUUAUCACAUAAUUAUGUUGUCUGAAAUGUAUUUACUGAAAACGUUACUACAAAUAUACUUUAUGCAUUAAGUGGGUUAAA
Messenger RNA from Drosophila elegans, 477 nucleotides. Its product is annotated as ATPase inhibitor A, mitochondrial. The transcript is spliced from 3 exons. Gene Ontology annotation, cellular component: mitochondrion. The record is from RefSeq and is a predicted model, not a curated record. Gene Ontology annotation, molecular function: ATPase inhibitor activity. NCBI's taxonomy places the organism in Eukaryota, Metazoa, Arthropoda, Insecta, Diptera, Drosophilidae. The coding region runs from base 96 to 353 and encodes 85 amino acids. Gene Ontology annotation, biological process: negative regulation of ATP-dependent activity.